AUGAGCUUGCUUGUUCAAUCACGACGUCAAGCUAUUGCAGACAUCUGCAAAGCUUCCUUCACAGCAACAAGGCACCAUUCCAGUGUCAGCCUUGAACGUAUGCAAAAUGCUUUGAAUUACUGCAAAGAUUCCGUUAGGCAACGAGAUUACGAAGGCUAUUUAUGCGUGCCUUUUUUCCCAGCACAUUUGAGAAAUACGCAAUACGCUAUCCGAGCAUUCAACGUAGAAUUAGCAUCUAUCCGUGAAAAUGUGUCGAAACCAGAAAUCGGUAAAAUGAGAAUGCAGUUUUGGAAGGACACCAUCGACAAAAUCUAUGCAGGCCAUCCACCUGAGCAGCCUAUCGCUUUGGCUUUGUCUGAAGCAUUGAAAACAUCAAAAAUGUCAGCCAUGUGGAUGAAGCGUAUUAUCUCAGAGAGAACCAGCAACUUGGACGAUCAUCAGUUCAUGACAAUGAAGGACAUGGAGGAUUAUUCAGAAAAUACCCAAUCCAGUUUGCUAUACCUUCAGCUGGAGUCACUUGGCGUCAAAGAUGUCAAUGCAGAUCAUGCUAUUAGUCAUAUUGGUAAAAUGAUUGGUAUCGCAACAUUCUUGAGAUCCUUGCCUUUCCAUGUCAGUCAAAAGAGAUUGGUUUUGCCAGCCGAGAUCACUGCCAAGCAUAAUUUAGUGCAAGAAAACGUGUUUAGAGGCGAGAUUGAUGGCAUGGAGGACGCAGUGUACGAUGUGGCAACUGCGGCUUAUGAUCAGUUACUGACAGCCAGGUCGUUGUUAAGCCAAAUACCUGGAGAGGCAUUCCCCGCCCUUUUAUCGGCUAUCCCUUAUGUGAGAUAUUUGGAAAAUUUGGAAAAGGCCAAUUUCAAUGUGUUUGAUGUUAAAUUACAAAAGAAAGACUGGAAGUUGCCCUUGGUCAUGUACAAGUCAUACAAAACACAUACAAUUUAA
Messenger RNA from Mucor velutinosus, 939 nucleotides. RefSeq lists its product as uncharacterized. Gene Ontology annotation, cellular component: mitochondrion. The record is from RefSeq and is a predicted model, not a curated record. The coding region runs from base 1 to 939 and encodes 312 amino acids. The transcript is spliced from 6 exons. Lineage: Eukaryota; Fungi; Mucoromycota; Mucoromycetes; Mucorales; Mucoraceae. Gene Ontology annotation, biological process: mitochondrial respiratory chain complex I assembly; biosynthetic process.